AUGGAUCCAGGCAGCUCGACCAACAUAAUCAGAUCAGAAGUAGUACAACAGCUAGGGCUUCUCAAUGAAGUUGUUCUCGUCCCACGAAUCCUCCACAGCUUCAACAUGAGCGGCGAAGUAAUGAAAGGAGAGAUCACCCUCCCGAUCAACACGUCCGACGUGAUCCAGAACACCGAGUUUCAGGUCAUCGAUGGCGACAUGAGGUACAACGCCUUACUCGGCAGGCCUUGGAUACAUAGGUUGAGGGCAGUGCCCUCAACCUUGCACCGGGUGAUAAGGUUUCCCAUGAGGGAUGGCAUCACGGCCAUACAUGGAGAACAACGAGCAGCAAAAGAAAUGUUCGCGGUCCACCAUGAGGCGCCAACCCCCACAUGCCCGGUCUCGGAAAAGGAGGGAAGCAUACAUACCCUCGAAGACGACGAGGAAGAUUUCUUCGCCCCCAAACCUUCGUCGCCCCAGAGGAAUAAGAUGCAACCAAAUCAACAGUCGAAGAGCUGGAGCAGACUUAUUUGA
Messenger RNA from Nicotiana tabacum (common tobacco), 513 nucleotides. The record is from RefSeq and is a predicted model, not a curated record. Lineage: Eukaryota; Viridiplantae; Streptophyta; Magnoliopsida; Solanales; Solanaceae.